Dichomitus squalens LYAD-421 SS1 is the source of this 2649-nucleotide messenger RNA. RefSeq lists its product as uncharacterized. Lineage: Eukaryota; Fungi; Basidiomycota; Agaricomycetes; Polyporales; Polyporaceae. The transcript has 9 exons. The coding region runs from base 1 to 2649 and encodes 882 amino acids. The record is from RefSeq and is a predicted model, not a curated record.
AUGGCUCGCUUUUGCACUCUCUGUUCGCGUUCUUUUCCCACCACACGCGCAUACAUAUGCCACCGCCGUAACGUGCAUCGGCAUCCCAAACCUCAACCAACACCAACCGCAAAACAUUUCCAUCCCCUGCUCACCGCACGGCCAUGCAAUGCGCAAGGGGAUUUUCUUCCACCCGGAGCCCCUCCCGCACCCAAGGAGGGUGCACAAGACUUUGGCCCAUUCUGCGACCGCCCUUCAUUCGAGUUUGCGGAGCUUGUUUUUGAGAAGAUGCAGGUCUCCAAAGCUGACCUCAACCAGCUGCUGCAUAUUCUUGCCGCCAAGAAUGUAGUCGAUGGCCACGCCAACCACCCAGCAAUCUUUGAGAACGCGGACGAGCUACUCGAGACAAUCGAUGCGAUUCCGUUCGGCGACACUGUCUGGCGUGCUUACAAGGUACGAUAUACUGGUGCUAUGGGUCCCGACUCUCCAUCAUGGAUGCGCAAGACAUACGUCAUUUAUCUGCGCAACUCCCUGGUCGUCGCUGAACAGCUCGCAGCAAGUGAAGAUUUUGACGGUAAGUUUGACACACGGCCUGUCGCCGAAUACAACGCCGAUGGAGACCGGGUGUACUGCAAUUUUAUGUCGGGACAGUGGGCUCAUAACGAAGCGAUUUCUGAAGAUCCCAACACUCAUGGUGCCAUGUUAGUGCCCAUCAUUCUGGGAGCUGAUAAGACGACAGUCUCCGUCGCUACUGGCCAUCAGGAAUACCAUCCCGUGUACAUGUCCAUCGGCAACAUUCAAAACGACAUGCGCCGAGCGCACCGCGACAGUGUGGUCCCAGUCGCAUUCCUCGCCAUUCCAAAGGCCGACCGUGAGGAGGCUGAUACGGAGGCCUUCCGCAUCUUUAAGAAGAAGCUGUACCACACGUCGCUAGUGCACCUACUGGAGCCCCUGCGUGCAGGAAUGACAGCACCGCACAUCCUGCGUUGUCCCGAUGGGCACUUCCGGCGUGCCAUUUUCGACAUUGGGCCCUUCAUCGCAGAUUAUCCUGAGCAAGUGUACCUGUCCGGGAUCGUCUCUGGAUGGUGCCCUAAAUGUCGCGCUUUCCCAGAAGACUUGUCUCACGAAGGCCCUCCCCGCUUCCGAGAACACACUGAGAUGCUGCACGAAACCUUUGACGACAACAUUCUGUGGGAUGUAUUUGGCCUGAUACGUGAUGUCAAGCCGUUCACCUACUACUUCCCCCGCGCAGACAUCCACGACCUGCUCUCCCCUGACAUUCUUCACCAGCUCGUCAAGGGUACAUUCAAAGACCACGUUGUUUCGUGGGUAGAAGAUUAUAUCAAGCUCACGGCUGAAAGCGAACGUGAAGCCAGCCGGAUCCUCGACGACAUUGAUCGCCGGCUGGCCGCUGUACCUCCCUUUCCAGGGCUCCGUCGGUUCCCUCAAGGCCGGAACUUCAAGCAAUGGACGGGCAAUGAUUCAAAGGCACUCAUGAAGAUCUAUCUGCCUGCAAUUGCUGGCUAUGUUCCUGACCAGAUGGUUCAGUGCAUUGCUGCACUGCUGGACUUCGCAUAUCUGGCGCGUCGUUCUUCCCACACGGGUGCCACCCUCGGCGCGAUGAACGACAUUCUGGGUCACUUUCACAACCUCCGCACCAUCUUCGAAGAAGUGGGUGUUCGUCCUGAAGGCUUCUCGCUCCCCCGGCAACAUUCCCUGGUCCACUACGUGCGAAGCAUCAAGCUAUUUGGGUCUCCCAAUGGCCUGUGCUCCUCCAUCACGGAGUCAAAGCACAUUGACGCUGUCAAGCGUCCAUGGCGGGCAUCCAAUCGCCGGGACGCCAUUGGCCAGAUUUUACGGACGCUCACUCGGCGUUCCAAGAUGGCCGCCGCUCGCGUCGAAUUUGGACGACGCGGUAUGUUGCGCGGCGACGUCUUUACUGCCGCACUGCGCACUGCCGGCCAUGACAUCGAGUCAGACGAUGAAGAGGAAGAAGAUGAGGUCUUCCAUGCCACAGAACGCAUAUAUAUUCUCGCAGAAACUCUCCACAUACCGCGGCUCCAUGAGUACAUGCGCCGCUUCCUUUACGACCAGCUCGAACCCAACGCCCCCGUUGCGGGAGACAUCGUUAACAUCGAACAGUGCCCCGAGAUCUCUCCACUCACCAGCAUAUCAGUAUAUCGGCAUGCGAAGGCGACAUUCUACGCACCAAGUGAACUUGCGGGACCAAACGGAAUGCACCGGGAGAUCAUCCGGUGCAAUCCACGCUGGUAUGGGGACAAGGCGCGGUACGAUACAGUUUUGGUGGAGACGGACUCAGAUGCCAUCGGCUUGGAAGCGAGCACAGUCGCCCGCCUGCGCGCAUGCAUUGCGUUUACUUACCAGAAUGUUAGAUAUGAAUGCGCUCUAGUCGAGUGGUUUGAGGGCGAUGGGGACGCCCCAGAUCCGGCGACAGGCAUGUGGGUUGUUAGACCAGAGUUGGACGCUGCUGGGGAGCGUGUUUGGGGUAUCAUUCACAUAGAUUCCAUCAUUCGAGCCUGUCAUCUUGUGGGAGUAUACGGCAGGACAGCGCUUCCCACAGACUUCGAUUACACCGACUCCCUUGAUGCAUUCCGUCGUUUCUACGUUAAUUGGUACGCUGACUAUCACUCUCAUGAGAUUCUAGUAUGA